Molecule: messenger RNA, 8076 nt
Organism: Sceloporus undulatus (fence lizard)
Lineage: Eukaryota; Metazoa; Chordata; Lepidosauria; Squamata; Phrynosomatidae
Gene: PACSIN1
Product: protein kinase C and casein kinase substrate in neurons 1
Exons: 10
Coding region: 307-1644 (445 amino acids)
Biological process (GO): neuron projection morphogenesis; regulation of endocytosis; cytoskeleton organization
Cellular component (GO): cytoplasm; endosome; plasma membrane
Molecular function (GO): protein binding; phospholipid binding
Source: RefSeq, a predicted model, not a curated record
GCGGUUGGUGCCUGCGGGAUGCGCUGAGCAUUGCCCAGUUGCCAUAGAAACCAGCAGAAGGAGGUGGGCGGGGGAGAGAGAGCGCUUUUGCCCGCAGUCUUCUUGGCCAGUCUGCUGCUGGUUCAGUCUGAGGAAAGAGAGGCAGAGGCAGAGGCAGGACUCCGGCGACCCUCAGCCCCCGGUGGUGCCCCUCAGCAGGGGACGGCCCUCCCGCUCUUCAGCCCCAGCCUCAGCCCAGUGCAUGAGGUCUGGUGCUGCCUGCAGAGUGGCUGAACGUUUGGCAAUAAACAGCAAGGGUCACAAACCAUGUCAGGCUCCUAUGAUGAGUCUACGGCAUCUGCUGAAGAAAUAACUGACAGCUUCUGGGAGGUAGGAAACUACAAACGGACAGUGAAGCGGAUUGAUGAUGGAUAUCGUCUGUGCAAUGACCUGAUGAACUGCGUCCAUGAGCGGGCCAAGAUUGAGAAAGCAUAUGCCCAGCAGCUGGUAGACUGGUCUAAGAGGUGGCGACAACUAAUAGAGAAAGGCCCACAGUAUGGCAGUUUGGAGAAAGCAUGGAUGGCCAUAAUGACAGAGGCAGACAAGGUGAGCGAACUGCAUCAGGAAGUGAAGAACAGCUUGCUGAAUGAUGACUUCGAGAAGGUGAAGAACUGGCAGAAGGAUGCCUUCCACAAACAGAUCAUGGGAGGCUUCAAGGAAGCCAAGGAAGCAGAGGAUGGCUUUCGGAAAGCACAGAAACCUUGGGCCAAGAAGAUGAAGGAGCUGGAAGCAGCCAAGAAAGCAUAUCACUUGGCAUGCAAAGAAGAGAAGCUCGCUAUGACUCGCGAAGCCAACAGCAAAGCUGAGCAGUCCAUCACCCCAGACCAGCAGAAGAAGCUGCAAGACAAGGUGGAAAAGUGCAAGCAGGAUGUGCAAAAGACCCAGGAGAAAUAUGAGAAGGUGGUGGAAGAGCUGAGUAAGUGCACUCCACAGUACAUGGAGGGCAUGGAGCAGGUCUUUGAGCAGUGCCAGCAAUUUGAAGAGAAAAGACUCAACUUCCUGAAGGAGGUGCUUUUAGAUAUCAAGCGACAUUUGAACCUGGCAGAGAACAGCAGCUAUUCUAAAGUCUACCGAGAGCUGGAGCAGACCAUCCGCAUAGCUGAUGCGCAGGAGGACCUUCGGUGGUUCCGCAAUACUAGUGGCCCAGGAAUGCCAAUGAACUGGCCUCAGGUAGAGGAGUGGAAUCCUGAUGCAGCGCAAGCAGUAGCAAAGAAAGAGAAACCUAAAAAGAAUGAAGGAGGCAACACAUCCAGUGUUAGUUCAGGUGGGGAGGCAGCAGCCCAGUCUGGGGACCGUGGCAGUGUGAGCAGCUAUGACCGUAACCAAGCCUACGCUGCAGAGUGGUCAGAUGAUGAGGGUGGCAACACCUACAACUCAAGUGAAGCCAAUGGCGGUGCCAACUCCUUUGAGGAAGAGCCAGCUGCAAAAGGUGUGCGUGUACGAGCUCUGUAUGAUUAUGACGGGCAGGAACAGGAUGAACUGAGUUUCAAAGCAGGUGAUGAAUUAACCAAAUUAGGUGAAGAAGAUGAACAAGGAUGGUGCAAAGGUCGUCUGGACAACGGGCAACUUGGUCUUUAUCCAGCUAACUAUGUGGAGUCUAUCUAGUUCUGUCAUGUUCUCGUCACUGCUGUCAGAAAAACCAACCAACCUUCUGUCAACUCCCAUUACUCUUUGCCAGCCAAGUAGCCAUCUUGCUGUCCAGUCAUUCAGCACAGUUAGAGAUCUAAACAUAUUUUCCAAUCAAUCUUUUAUUUUUUUAAUAGCCAUCUCUGAAGAGUAUUUUGUGGUCGCUUUAAUCUUUUUUUUAGAUAAUGAGAAAUUAAAGGUCGACAUUGUCUAUUGAGGGCUUGUUUUGUAAGUGAAAGCCAAUACCUCAAGCCUUUAAAGCCUAACCAACAAGACUUCUGAUUGGUUGGUUUUUAAGGAUAAUGUAUUGAUGAGCCACCUUCCAAUUGGCUUGAACUAUUUGAAACUUCUGGCACUUUAGCUUCUGGGGCCAAUCCAAUUCACUCUCUUUGAAUAGACUGAAGCAAGCAAGAACAAGGAAGAAAUGAAGUAUACCCUGCCCCCUUUGAUUUGUUAUUCCUCUCCACCUGCUCUGUGUUUUCUUUAUUGUCUUUCCUUAUUUUUAAAAGCAAAACAGAGAUACCCUUUGCCUUCUCCAGGACAUCCCAGUCAAUAUUCUUGUGCUGUAAUAUUGUAUCAUCCAGAUAAUCUCCCAGAGUCAUCACAUUAAUUGAAGUAUUGUAUGUGUGUGCUAUGAAUUACUCCAGAGAGCCGCGAGAUCCCUUUUUCUCCUUCAGAUUGAAGCAUGAUGUGGCUAUUUAUUCUACUGACUUGAGACAGAACAAGGCUCUGAGCUCAAGAUGGACACCCUAUGCAAAUUAUCAAAGUAUUUCUCACCGGCUCCUUUCUCCUAGCGCCUCUUGAGGAACUGGAUUGCAUUGCUGGAGACCUGAUCAGAUAGUGGUGGAGCGGAUGCAUCCCUUCAGUAUAUGUGCAUAACACAGAUUUCUCUGUUUUUUCCAUUCUAAGAAAUGUCUAUUGAGGCAGGAGAGCAAUGAAAUGCAAAACAUGAAAGCUAAUGGCUUACCUACACACUCAAGACAGACUGACCACCAGCCUUUGACAAAGAAGAGUGUUUGUUUUAUAUAGUUUCCAUUACCUUGCUUUAAAAAGAGAUCAUUUUUCCUCUUUGAAACAAGAUAACUGGUUAAGCUGUUGCACAUGAUUGAGAUGCUGCUGGAAGCAUAUCUCUGUAUGGAAUCAAGGCCAAGGAUUGCAUUCCAUAAAGUACUAAAACAUUUAUUUAUAAUAUCAAGUACUGACAAGCUGGUUUCUAAUAUCAUGCAGUUGUUUUUUAAUAUCAUGCAGACUGGAUAGGAUUGGAGAAUGCAUCUUGCUGUCAAUUGGAGCAGGGGGACAUCAGUGUACAUAAUGCAUGAUGAAGGAGGCAUGCUGUCAUCAGUGUGGAAUCACAGUGUGGCAUAUCACUUGGAAGGCAUUCAGACAUGGGCUUGUGAUAGAUGCUGUUAGAGGUGUCAGACAGAUGUUGUCUCAAAGACAGAAGAAAGAAGAAAUCAGUUGUGUGCAGAAGUGCAAAACUGAUGCAUAUUUGCAACAAAAUCUAUAUAUGGAUUUUGUGCAUACUUCAGAGACAGGCAUGCAGCCUAGUGAUUGAAGGCUUACAGAAAUCAGUGAGUAUAAAACAAGAUGCUAUGUCCCUUGGGUCCUUUGACACUACACAAUUAUAGCACUAUGAUUCCAUUUUAACUGCCAUGACAACACCCUAUGGAAUCUAGAGAUUUGUAGUUUGGUGAGGCCCUAGAGCUCUAAGUGGCCUUCCUAAGCUGGAAAUCCUAGGAUUCCAUAGGGUAUUGUCAUGGCAGUUAAAGUGGGAUGAUAGUGUUAUAAUCAUGUGGCAUGAAAAAGUCUAUAGAGGCAGAAGGCUGGAUGAAUAAGAGGAGUUUCCAUUAAUGAUAUCCUGAGGAAAAUGCUUAAUCUAUUUUGAAACUUCUUCCUAGAUGGACAAGGCCCAAAUCUAAUUGUUAAUCACAACUAAAAUAGACCCAUUGAAUCAAUGGGGACUUGGUAAAUCUAGACAUAUGUACAUUUAAUUGAUUUACUAGAGCAAUAGAAGUUGGGAACUAAGAGAUUUCGGCUUAAGUGAUCUAUAAACUGCAUGAAAUGCAAGAAAGGAACUAGAAAGUAUGUUUCUGUUGAAAUUCCUUUAUUCCUGGGCUUACAAAUCAAACAGUCCAAACCCUUUGAAGUGAGGGCAGUGAAAUCUGAUACCUAAAGGUCAGAUUUGUCAAAUAUAAUCAAUAUAAAGGUAGGUGAUUAGGGAGGGGGGAGAGAUGCAAAAUUACUGUUCAUACUGGAGACCAGAAAUUGGUUCUUCAGGUAGUUUCUGUCUGUAAGGUCUAUGUAUGUAGACCUGUGUGGCCUAUGAUUCUAGAUUAUCCUAAUGUGAUAUUUUGCGACUUUUCAGCAGGUGGGAUCCAAACAUCCUUCAGCUUCAGUAAUCUUUAUUGGCUAAUAAAUGAGGCUCCUUCACUAUUUUCAGGUGUCCCCAGAAUGCUUAGUAAUUUGAAUCUUUCAAAAAGUAUUUGUCCUGUCUGAGAACAGGACCUGAGCUUGAGCCCUAAAAAUGAGAAUAAAGAAAGAAGUGAAAAUAUUUUACUACCUAGAUAUUGGCCAACUAUACAACUCACUGAGACGUUCUGUCCCACUGAGCAUAAUUCCUAUUAAUUUCUAUGGAGGCUGUAUGGGAGAACUUCAUGGUGGUAUUUCUAUAUUUCAUUUCCUAAAUACUGAUAUGGCAGCACAAAUGUCUUCAACCAUUGUCAUCAGCAUCAUGGUGGCAGUAGCAUAGAUUCGUCUUGUUAACUACAAUACUCAUUGAAUACAAUAAGAAAAAGCACAUGUGGUGCACCUCACACUAUGGCUUCCUCUCUGGAAGGAGCAUCUAUUUACAUAAGAAGAGUUGUAUUUCCAGAAAAGGUCCAUCCAUGAACAGACAUUGAACCUUCUGUUAUAUUGGAUGCAAUCAAUAAAAAUAAGAAACCAUUCUAUCAAGGAAAGUUAAAACAGAUAACCAAAAGAGAAGGAAGAUAAUUGCUGAAAGGACUACUGAUGAAGUAGAAUAAGAUGCAAUUGUUUUAAGGCUGCAUGAGGAAUAUGUGAUCUUCCAGAUCUAUGAGGCUACAAUCACCAUAAUCCAUGACCUGCUGACUGGACCUGAUGGUAGUCCAAAUCCAACAUCUGCAGGGCCAUAUUUUCCCCAUCUUCACUUUAAAAGUAUAUUUUAAAUUAUAACUGUGUCGCCCCCUUGAAAUCUAAUAUUUUAACGUAUUUCUUCAAAGUUAAUUAUUCAGUUGUUUGAAUAAUUGAUUUUUAAAAAUAGCUGAUUUCACACAAGCUUUUUUAAGCAAAAGUUCUUUCUUCCCCAAAAGGAUGGAAGCUGCAGUUAUCACUGUUUAUUUCCCCCUGUAUUUUUAUCUUCCCAGUCUUCCUUGACAUGGGUGGAAAAUCUUCUCUUUUACUCUAAGACAUGUUUCCCUUGCAGUCUUCUUGUUUCUGAAGCUAGAAAGGCUAAUGAUGACAUAGUUGAGUGAAGUUUUGGUGGCUCCUUUCCCAAUUUCUUUUCUUCACAAUAGCAAAUUAUCCCUUGUAUAAAUGGUUGCAUAUCAUCCAUGUUGCACAUCAGCUGGGCUUGUCCCAUCUUUGAUUGACAUAUUUUGAAGUGAUGGAAUCAGGUGAAUCCAUCAUACAGCUACCUCCCAUUAACCAACCAUACUUCCCCAAUUUCCCCCCAGAUAUGUUGGGCUAUAAUUCCCAGCUUCCUGAGCCAAGUUGUAGGAGAUUGGGUUACUAACCUGUUCUCUUCACACAAUCACAUCUUGGAAAUCCCAUGACAUCUAUUUCUGUUUUCUAGAAAUCUCCUUUUCAGUAUCUGGUUGCAGGCUAUGUUCAUCUGAUUAACGGUACCCUUUUACAUAUUAUCUGUCCUCCCAGGGACCCUACAGGGGCUUAAACCUAGUGUAGUUUUAUCCUAGUUUAUGCUCUUUUUCAUGGUAUGAGUCCCAAAGUUUUUCCUUAGACGUCAGUAGUCAGCCUCUUGCACAAUGGUCCCUUGGUUUCUGUAUGGACAUCUACAAUUGUUCCUCCUUGGCUGCAGUCUGUUUAUCUUACAGAUUAUUGGACCCAGUGACCAAGUGUAAUUCCUGAAUGAUUAAAACAUGCUGCAUACUGGAUAAUGUAGACAAGAUUUUUCCGACCUUCCAACUUUUGUUUUGUUUUGUUAGGUUAAGAAAAAAUUUGGGGAAUGCUGUUGUCUCAGCAAUGCACCUGUUUUUUGUACUAUGUGUAAUUUAAAACUAAAAGGUGUGUGUGUGUGUAUGUAUGUAUAUAUAUAUAUAUAUACACACACACACACACACACACACACACACACAAACACACACACAUAUAUAUUGUGACUGUAUUACUGUGUAUACAAAAAAGAUGACUGAUCUAUGUAAAUGUUAUAUGGAUUUUAAUUCUUGUUUGAUUCUCAUGCUCUUAACAUCUCCUGAUGUAGAUGUAACUGUCAUGUUUACAAGAUGAGCUUUGUUGCUGAGAUUGAUCAGGCCACAGGUGUGAACAAGAGGACAGCAUGAUAGCUGAUGCAGAGCUUCCUACCUAAAUUCCCUUUUGCUCAGAUUUCCAGCUGAUGAUUCAGCUAGGCCUGAUGCUAAAAAACAUACUUUGACAUGUCUGAUGCCAGAGUCAUGUGGCUCAAAGUGUGAGGAAGUUCUGUUUCUCUUUGGUUCAGAAUGUCUUAAUGGCAGGUGAUGGCUUUCUGGUCUGUGGGCAGUGGCAUGAUUAGGGUGGUGAGGUAGUGUGGACCAUACCAGGUGACAUCCCAGAAGAGAGGUGACACCUGGCUGAGUCCUACCGCCCCCCCCACCUUCCUCCUCAGCACUGUUUUACUUGUGAGUAAAGCAGAGCCGGGCAGGGAGAAAGAAGGCCCAGUGCACCCCACCUCCCUGCCUGGUGAUAUUUUACUCACAAGUAACAUGGGGCCAGGCAGGGAGGAAGAGGCUGCACCCUUUUUGGCCCCAUCUCCUGAAGCCCCACCCCCAAAGCUCCCCCUGAGCUGGAUGGUACCCAAGGCUGGGACGCCAUUGCCUGUGGGGUGGAGAAUUCACUCCAGGCUCUAGUCUGAACUUCAAAGGAAUGAUCCAAAGUAUUGAACUUUAUCCCCAAAAUAGGUUCAAUGCUUUGGUCAGCAACCCAGAGCAAACUCACAGCUCAACUGACAGAGAAGCCACCUGCUGUCACUAUAACAUUCUGAAUGGAUCCCAGUCAAUCUGGGUAAGAUGGCUUCAGUUUUUACAAGAGACACUGAUUUCCAUCUUGCCUUGCUUUGCAUAGAAAGUGUUGGAUACAGACUUCCAUGACUCCUUAGUAAGGGAUGAGGUAGAAGAGCCAAAGGAAUCCAAUUUUGUAGGUUCUAGAGAUAGAAAAAGCUGAGAAAAAGCAGAUCCUUGAAGCAGCCAUUUCCCCCCAGUCUCUGUCCAGUAUGGAAUUUCAUAUAGAGAGGUUGGUGGAGAGGAGAGGAGGCCGUCCUGUUACAGGAACACAGGGACUGAAUGGGAAGGUUAGCCAUCAUUCAGUCUGGGUUUGUUGGCAGGCUUCCUCUCAGUGGAUGUACACAGUCAUAUCCUGGCCUUUCUCAAGUAAGACACAAGAAGGGGAAAUAAUGGUAUGUAUUAUAUGGAUGAGGAAGGAGGGUUUGCAAAAAGCCAGAAAAGCAUUUCCCAUUGAAAUAUGCCUCUUCCAGCCCCAAUCUUGCAAUGCCACCAAGGUAGGAAAGAUACAAACAUAACGGAGGCAUCUCCACUGCACUCUAACCCCUCACUUCCAUUCCAGUCCUUGGAUGGAAGUAGAAUUUUGUUUAUUGAGAGAGCCCUUGGCUGAUAUCCUUAUGACUGAUCCUCACACCUAUACCUGGAAUGGCAAUCAUGUCUGUUUCCAGACUGUCAGUAACACACAGGGAUGCAGGUGUGUAGAGGCUGAUAUACUGACACAUAUGUCUCUAUUGACUUUUAAGCUGCUGGUCACAGAAUAAAUUUUUGACUGCUUGCAACAAGAUGCUAAGAGUCAAAGCAGACUCUUUGCAAACCCUCUCUUUCACAUGGCUACAUAAUGAAAUUAAUAGACUGGCUGAGUGGCCACCAUGCUGGAACUUCUUAUGAAAAUCAGUGAUAAAGCUACUAUAGUCUAUUCAUUAUGUGGUCCAAUGGAAACAGAAUUAAUGCCAGGUAUGAAAAAAGUGAAAUAAAACUAUGACCCUCCUCAUCUUUUUUUUUUCAUAUUAAAGCUCUGUGGUUCUAAAGGAUGGAUUAAGUUAAAAACUAAUGUUACUGUCAGCCAAGCUACAUACUAGCAGAUGGAGAAUAAUGUACCUGUGUCAUGCCAGUCUGCCUCUUUUUCCAUAAAGAGCAAAAACUAUACUUAAGAAAUACAAUAAUAAAAGGAUUAUUUUAUUCA